AUGGAGGCCGAAGACAACAUCCAAAAAAUGUACAAAUACUUUGGUAUACUGGCCGACGCCAAGGAAAACAUUGCCGAGAAAGAACCUGAGUAUUUGGAAAUAUUAUCAGCAGUCAAAGGAUCAACAAAAGAAAAAAGACUUGCAUCUCAAUUUAUAACCAGAUUUUUUAAAUAUUUUCCAAACCUUGCUGCUCAAGCAUUAGAGGCUCAGCUUGAUCUUUGUGAAGAUGAAGAUAUUUGUAUACGAAAACAAGCAAUUAAAGAUUUACCGGUAUUAUGUAAAGAGGCUAAAGAAUACCUGACUAAAAUAGCAGAUAUAUUGGCUCAGUUACUACAGGCUGAUGACCCACAAGAAUUACUCGUAGCCCAGAAUUCAUUAUUAUCACUCUUUAAAAUAGAUGCUAAAGGUGCCUUAACUGGAAUAUUUAGUCAAAUGCAAUCAAACGAAGAAAUCGUAAGGGAGCGUUCUAUGAAGUUUAUAUUGAAUAAAGUAAUGGCAUUGGGUAAAGAAAUAAUUAAAAGAGAUGUAGAAGAUUUAAUAAUAGCAGAAUGCAAAAAAGUUAUGCAAAAUAUAACUUGUGAAGAAUUUGAAACACUCAUGACUAUCUUAUCAUCGACUCAUCUAAUAAACACACCAGAUGGACAAAAAGAACUCGUUGAACUUUUGGCAAGUACUGCUGAACUUGACCAGUUUUUUAAUCCUAAAGAUUUAGAUCAAGUCAAUCGGUUCAUAACUUGUCUGGAUUUUUCUAUUCCAUUUUUUUCGGCUCAUGUAGAAUCCACUAAGUUUAUUGUGUAUAUAUGUGAAUUACUGAAUCGCUAUACCCUUAUAAAAGAUAAUGAUAAACAGUUUAUCAUUUUAAAAUCAUUAGCAGAAUCUGUACCAUAUUGUGGUAAACUGAUGAAUCCUGAAGCAGUAGUUGGACAAGUGUAUCAAGCUCUAAUAGAUUUAGUUACUGUUCCUGAGAAUGAUUCCAAUAAGAAAGUUGAAGAUAUGGAUUUACAUCGUGUUGAAGCACUUUUGUAUACUUUUCACAAACUAGGAAAACAAUGUCCAGAUUUUUUGAGUAAAGAUCCUGAAAGACAGAAAGAUUUUAAGAAAAAGUUAUUGUAUGUUGGAACAUGUACUCAAACAUUUGUAAAAGUUGUCAGGCAAGACUUAAGAGAAAAGGGGGAAGAAGAUGUAAAAAAUGAUCCAAUUGUUGAAAAAAAAUUAGAAGGAUUGAAAUUAGCUUGUAACAUAAACACAUUAAUAAAAGAGCUAUUCAAUAUACCUCCUAGAUUUAAAGCAACUGUCAACCUAUCCUGGCUUGGUGGUGCGACUAAGUCCAAACUUGCCCAAAUCAUUCAGGAAGGUAAAAAACAUGAGCCUAUUACAGUAGAUGGAAAAUCUAAACGGAUCGAUGGCAGCAAUAAUAGCCAACAACUAUAUCAGCCUCCAAAGGAUAAAUUUAGUGCCAAAUUCUCAAAUAAUACAAAUAGUAACAAUCGUCGUGGUGGUAGUAGUACUGGCUGGAACACUAAAAGAUCAUUUGAUACAAGCAAUGGUAAUCGUCGUUCAUGGCGACCAUACUAA
Molecule: messenger RNA, 1575 nt
Organism: Macrosiphum euphorbiae (potato aphid)
Lineage: Eukaryota; Metazoa; Arthropoda; Insecta; Hemiptera; Aphididae
Source: the annotation of a GenBank genome assembly